Molecule: messenger RNA, 1737 nt
Organism: Peromyscus leucopus (white-footed mouse)
Lineage: Eukaryota; Metazoa; Chordata; Mammalia; Rodentia; Cricetidae
Gene: Retreg2
Product: reticulophagy regulator family member 2
Source: RefSeq, a predicted model, not a curated record
GGCUGCGGCGCGGUGAUGGCGAGCGGCGGCGGCGGCACCCACACCGGCGCAGGUGGGACCUCGGGGCUAGGCCUGGGCCUGGGGCUGAGCCUCAGCAUGGGGGAGGCCGGCGACGCGGAGGAGGAGGCGGCGGCGGCCGAGGCGGUGGGACGCCUGGCCACGUCGCUGUGGCUGCGGCUCCGCGGCUGGGAGGCGGUGCUGGCGGCCGCGCAGCGACUGCUGGUGUAGAAGCCGCUGCACAGCCUGGUCACGGCGGCCGCACUCAACGGCCUCUUCUGGUUGCUGUCUUCGUCGUCCCUCCGACCCUUCUUCGUGCUCAGCAUCUCACUUCUGACCUAUUUUCUGCUGGAUCUCUGGCAUCCCCGCUUUCUCCCCGACGCUUCAGCAUCGCCCCCUGAGGAACCACACUCUGACAGUGAGGGUGCGGGGUCAGGCGCCCAGCCGCACCUGCUGAGUGUGCCCGAGUUGUGCAGAUACCUGGCUGAGAGCUGGCUCACCUUCCAGAUUCACCUGCAAGAGCUGUUGCAGUACAAGAGGCAGAAUCCAGCUCAGUUCUGUGCUCGAGUCUGUUCUGGCUGUGCUGUGCUAGCUGUGUUGGGACACUAUGUUCCAGGGAUUAUGAUUUCCUACAUUGUCUUGUUGAGUAUCCUGCUGUGGCCCCUGGUGGUUUAUCAUGAGCUGAUCCAGAGGAUGUACACUCGCCUGGAGCCCUUGCUCAUGCAGUUGGACUACAGCAUGAAAGCAGAAGCUGAUGCCCUGCACCACAAACACGACAAGAGGAAGCGGCAAGGGAAGAAUGCACCCCCAGCAGGUGAUGAGCCCCUGGCUGAAACAGAGAGUGAGAGCGAGGCAGAGUUGGCUGGCUUCUCUCCAGUGGUGGAUGUGAAGAAAACAGCACUGGCCUUGGCUAUUACAGACUCGGAGCUGUCAGAUGAGGAGGCUUCUAUUUUAGAGAGCGGCGGCUUCUCUGUAUCUCGGGCCACCACCCCACAACUGACAGACGUUUCUGAGGAUUUGGACCAGCAGAGCCUCCCAAGUGAGCCAGAAGAGGCUCUGAGCCGAGAACUGGGGGAGGGGGAAGAGGCAGAGCUGGCCCCUCCUGAAGACCUGCUCACUGCCUCUCCAGCCCUCACAAAGCAAGCCCUGGAUACAGAGGAAGAGGCUGUCGUCAAGGAAGCCUUGCUUCGGCUCUCCUCCCCGCUUCACUUUGUGAAUACGCACUUCAAUGGAGCAGGGUCCCCCCAGGAUGAAGUGAAAUGCUCUCCUGGAGGACCAGUGGAGACCCUGAGCCCAGAGGCUCCACCCAGCACCCUCUCACCCCCACUUUGCCUGGCUGAAAGUGGUCCAGUUACCCUCCUCUCCCCCUCUGUGCUCCCGCCCCUUCCCCAGGACUCACCUCAAGCCCUGGCUGCCCCUGAGGAGGAAGAGGUACUCACCACUGAGGACUUUGAGUUGCUGGAUCAGGGGGAGCUGGAGCAACUGAAUGCAGAGCUGGGCUUGGGACCAGAGAUGCCCCCAAAGCCCCCUGAUGUACUGCCUCCUCCCUCUCCUCCUCCCCCUCCCCCUCCUCCUCCCCUGGGGCCAGACAGUCCGUCUCUGGUCCAGUCAGACCAAGAGGCUCAUGCCGUGGUUGAGCCAUGAGCCGUGGCAGAGUGAGUGCAGGCACAGAGGCUUCCUGACUAGGGCUGCCACAGCUCCUCCUUCCCUCCUCCUCUGGGGAGAGGCACUGUGUGGAGA